AUGCAGCGUCCUCAAAAGUUAAAACGGCUGGUGCUUUCUGGCUGUGUGAACUUAAAGAAACUUCCAGAUCUUUCUACAGCUACAAACCUGGAGUUCAUAGAUGUAGAUGGUUGUAAGAAUUUGCUUGAGAUUCCGUCAUAUAUUCAAUAUCUCCGCAACCUUUAUUAUCUUAAUCUAUGCGGUUGUGAGAAGCUACAAAAUGUUCCAAGUCUAGUUCAGCUAGAAUCUCUCAAGUUUCUUUCUCUUUCUUACUGCUACAACUUGAAGAUUCCUCCAGAGAUUCCAGAAGGCAUACAGAAUUUAAGACUAAACAGAUGUGGGUUAAAAGCCAUAGCUGCCUUCGAGAAACUGCAAGAGUUACUGCAACUAAACAAGUGGUAUGAAUGUCUCCGAUUUCCCCACAAUCUUCAAAAGUUAUCUCUGAAUGGCUGUGAAAACCUAGACAGCCUUCCGAGUCUCGUGGAUUUGAAGUCUCUCACUUUGCUUGAUCUGUCCUGUUGCUCAAAUUUGACGAAGCUUCCAAAUAUUCCGAGAGGUGUACAAGUGUUGAGACUAGGAAAUUCUGGAAUAGAAAAAUUGCCCUCCUCAAUCAGUUGCCUGUCUUCGCUUGUUGAAUUGGAACUGAAGGAGUGUGAGAGGCUGGAGAGUCUUCCAAGCAGCAUUUGUAAGUUGAAAUGCCUUGAAAAGCUUCUUCUCAAUGGUUGCUCAAAACUUAAGGAAUUGCCUCCUUUUUUAUAUGGGUUGAUAUCCUUAAGGGAGAAAUCUAGCUGAAACUGCAAUUGUAAAAAUCCCUGGUGACAUCUUCUCUUUAUCAUCAUUAUUAGUACUGUGUCUAAACAACUGCAAGAGACUCCGCGUUCUGCCGGAGCUGCCAAAGCAAUUAAGACAACUCCAGGCACUGAAUUGUACAUCUUUGGAAACUGCAAAGAAAUCUUCGUCCUUCGCAGUCGUGCAAGAACCUAACAAAUAUACGUAUCAAUUCAAUUACUGUAAUUGCUUUAAUUUGAAACAGACAUCACAUUGCAACAUUAUAGCAGAUUCACUGCUGAGAAUUAAAGGAAUAGACAAGGCUACUGAGGCUUUGGAAUAUAUUGUCGGUUUUCCGGGAAGUGAAGUUCCAGAGCAGUUCGAAUGUAAAAGUGAAGGGUCUUCAAUAUCCAUUAAGCUCCCGCCGCAUUACAAUAAUAGUAAGGACCUGGGUUUUGCUUUUUAUGUUGUUGCAGAAUUCAAGUCUCCCUUUGUCAUUAAGGAGCAUUCUUUUUUAAAACUUGAAUGUGAAUGUCGUUUGACAAAAAAAAAAAAAGAACGGCAACCAAAAGGAUGACAACGACAAAGAUUUUGAUAGAGCAAUCUGCUGCUACCUUGAGGAAAAGGGUGAAAAAUACAUCCUUGAAUCAGAUCAUUUGUUCAUUUGGUACACGACGGAAAGUUACUGUGACAAUGGUAAUGAAGUCUCGUUUAAGUUCAAUUGCAAGGAUCCGUCUGGAGUAAAAUUAGAGAUAAAAAAUUGUGGGGUUCACAUGAUAUGGAUUGAGCAGAAGGAAAGUGAUCCAAAGCAAACUGUCAUUGCAGUGCCAGGCAGUCAAUCCAGAUUUUCAGGAGCAAAUAUUGCCAAUAAUUAAUUGAUCAUGAGAAGAGGGGGACUCUGUGGUUCCUUUCAGGAGCAAAUAUUGCCAACAAGAAUCUUCUUUUUUUCUGUUUUAUUCAUCUUUAACUGUUCUUCUGCAUCUUCUUGAGCAAACGUUUCUCAUUCCUAAGUACUUUUUUUUGAAAUAAUCGUAU
This is a messenger RNA of Ricinus communis (castor bean), 1782 nucleotides long. Its product is annotated as protein SUPPRESSOR OF npr1-1, CONSTITUTIVE 1. Bases 1 to 771 code for a protein of 256 amino acids. The transcript has 2 exons. NCBI's taxonomy places the organism in Eukaryota, Viridiplantae, Streptophyta, Magnoliopsida, Malpighiales, Euphorbiaceae. The record is from RefSeq and is a predicted model, not a curated record.